Messenger RNA from Diabrotica virgifera virgifera (western corn rootworm), 19905 nucleotides. Its product is annotated as insulin-like growth factor 1 receptor. Gene Ontology annotation, molecular function: protein binding; ATP binding; transmembrane receptor protein tyrosine kinase activity. NCBI's taxonomy places the organism in Eukaryota, Metazoa, Arthropoda, Insecta, Coleoptera, Chrysomelidae. The transcript has 9 exons. Gene Ontology annotation, cellular component: signaling receptor complex; membrane. The record is from RefSeq and is a predicted model, not a curated record. Gene Ontology annotation, biological process: cell surface receptor protein tyrosine kinase signaling pathway; positive regulation of kinase activity; multicellular organism development. Bases 585 to 3443 code for a protein of 952 amino acids.
GAUUGGUUAAUCUGCUCUCCAUAGCUAGAGGUCAAGUCAGGAUAGGAAAAUCCCCUAACUUGUGUUACGUUGAGUCAAUAAAUUGGAAAAAGUUAGGAGUUGAAAAAAACGUGACCACAUACCUCAUUGCUAGUCAAGAUAAAUGCGGAAAGUGUCCCUCGGCUUGUAAAGGUGCUUGCUGGAAUGCUACUCAUUGCCAGCAAAACUUAUCUAAUGAUCACUGCCACAAGGAAUGUUGGGGCUGCUACAAAAAUUAUUCCGCCAGACACUGCAUCGUUUGCAGAAAUUAUGACGACAAUGGACUUUGUGUAAAGAGCUGUCCACCCGAUAAAUAUGCCCAUACGUUAAUCAACAAAUGUGUAACCAAAGAAGAAUGUGAAACUAAAUUACGAGAUGUCUGGUGGACUCAUAACGGAGAAUGCGUUAACAAAUGUCCGGAUUUGCAUGAAGAAAUCAAAACUCCAAAGCCCAACUCAAAGAAUUACACAAUCAGUUGCCAUUAUUGUGGAUAUAAGUGCGUAAAGCACUGUAAUACAACGGACUUAGUUAAUUCUCAGAAUGUAAUUGAUUCUAUAAGUGAAUUGAUGAAGCUAAAAGGGUGUACCCACCUUAACGGUUCCUUGAUUAUUAAAAUGCCUGAUGUGGAAAUGGAUGACCUUAACAAAUAUUUGGGAAAAGUCGUAAAUAUUUCCGGAAUGUUAAUGAUUGCAAGAACCAGAAAAUUAAGUUCUUUGCAUUUUCUAAGAAAUAUAACGUACAUCGGAAGUGAUAGAACCCCAGAGAUGGAUAUGUAUUCGAACUACAGUAUAUUUAUGUAUGAAAAUCAAAACCUUCAACAGUUAUUGAAUUACACCAAUUUGAAUCUGACUCUAAAGGGUACCAUUGGUUUCCAUAACAACCCACUCCUCUGUAUGUCUGAAAUAGAGAAGCUCGCGAAAGCUACUGGAAUAGUAUUAGACCCAAAUUCAAAUACUGGCGUCUCACGUUCCUCCAACGGAGACAAAGCUAAUUGUGUGGUAAAAGAAGUCAAUGUAACCGUUGACAUAUACUCAAAAAAUGCAACGCUCACUUGGACACCGUCCAAGGAGGAAAACGAAGCAUACGUAGCAUACACUUUAUUCUACAAGAUUGAAGAAGAGGGUAAUGCAUCGACUUCAACCCUUAAUAGUAAAGACGUCUGUACAGUUAACGAAUGGAAUAGCACUUUUACUACAAUGAACUCUGCAAAUAUUACUCAUUUACAACCAAACUCCUCUUAUGCUUAUUACCUAAUAUUAUACGUUUCAUCAAACAAUUCGAAUCCACAAGGAUUUCAUAGUACAGUAAGACACUUUGAAACACUCCCCGAUGAUCCCGAAGGGUUCGAUUCCCUUGAAGUUAGUGCUAUCGAUCAUCAAAGUGUAAACCUGACCUGGGAAAAGCCGGAACAGCCCAAUGGAAUUCUAGCACAGUUCGUCCUAUAUUUUGAUCAGUUGGAUGAUGAGUUACUCUACGAGAGGGAUUACUGCAAGAAUCCUAGAACUAAAGCUGGUGAAAGGAUUGACCAUGUAGAUAAGGGAUCAGGCUUUAACAUGGAUAAAGGAUAUAAUGGAUCAGUUUUAGACAAAAGUGCCGAAGAUUGCUCAUGUACAACACCUAGUAAUGAUAAAAUCGAGUCCGAGUUUAAAUACAAAGAUUUAAAAUCCGAUAUUUGCCAUGCUUUUGACUGUAAGAACAUGGAGUACACUACGAUUGAUGAAGAAAAGAUUAGAAAAAGAAACAGUGAUAAGCAUAUCAUAAUUCCAGCAACUGAAACGUCUUUUAACAUAACUAAUCUUCGUCCUUUUACCCUGUAUAUAUUUUAUUUUUCUGCCUGCAAUUUUCCCAUCGAACAACACCAUUGUAGCGGCGUUAUACAACGGUUUAUCAGAACCAAGAAAAAACCCAACGCCGAUGACGUAACAAUAAUGAACGUGGAACAACAAGGGGACGAUUCCCUAAAAGUUACUUGGAGAGAACCUGUAAGUCCUAAUUCUGGAAUUAUCGCUUAUAGGAUAUCUUUAACUUAUGCUAAUACUGUGAACCCUUAUUGUGAGCCCAUAAGUCGCAACAAAAGACAUUUAAGUACACAUUCCAAAGUUUUUAACGGCCUCAGGCCUGGCGAAUAUACUGUUUCUGUAAGGGCAGAAUCUUUAGCAGGGGAAUCGGAUAAUAGCAAAGUCCAAAAAAUAGAAAUAACGUCGGCGAGUAAACACGUAAUUCUAAUAGUGGUUUCUGUUAUAUGUUCUAUAUUUCUCAUUGCUAUCUUUGGUGUUUAUAUAUACUUGAAGAAAUUCAGAGGAUCCCACUUAGAUCCUCUCAUCCCUACUAUUAAUCCAGACUAUGCAGGAUUUUGGUACGAGCAAGAUGAAUGGGAGAUUGAAAGAAGAAACAUUGAGGUUAUGAGAGAAUUAGGCCACGGUACAUUCGGUACUGUGUUCCAAGGUAUAAUAAAAUCUAAAAAUAACAUGCCUUGCGCGAUAAAGACUGUUAACGAAACGUUAAGUCUAUACGAUAAAAUGAAAUUUCUAAAUGAAGCUUCAGUCAUGAAGUCCUUCAGCGACUGUUAUCAUGUAGUUAAAUUAUUAGGAGUAGUGUCAGUAAAUCACCCCCCUCUCGUUGUGAUGGAACUAAUGGAGAGGGGCGAUUUAAAGUCGUGUUUAAGAAGAAUUAGAGAUUCGUCUCAAAACCUUACAUCAAACGAAAUAUACCGUAUGGCUGUAGAAAUAGCGGACGGUAUGGCCUACCUAGCUGCCAAGAAGUUUAUCCAUAGAGAUUUAGCUGCUAGAAAUUGUAUGGUAGCUGCUGACAGAACUGUUAAAGUGGGUGAUUUCGGUAUGGCUAGGGACGUUUAUGAGACUGAUUAUUAUAGGAAAGAUACCAAAGGUUUGUUACCCGUCCGAUGGAUGGCUCCUGAAAGUUUAGCUGAUGGAGUAUUCACCACAGACUCUGAUGUCUGGAGUUUUGGAGUAGUUUUGUGGGAGAUCGCAACGCUUGCUGAACAACCCUAUCAAGGUUAUUCCAAUGGACAAGUAUUACAAUUUGUGAUAUCCAAAGGCCGCCUAACACGACCUGAAGAAUGCUCGGAUUUCCUUUACGAGCUUAUGAGGAAGUGCUGGUCAUGGCGACCUAAGGACCGACCAUCCUUUUGGGACCUAGUCGACCUUUUGGAAGAUAGAGUUAGUGAAGAUUUCAAAUUAGUGGCUUUCGUCCACAGUCGAGAAGCCUCCAUGUUCAGCCGACAGAGGGUAGAAAAUGCUCCAGCUUUGGCUGUAGAGUCAGCAGCCCAAGGACUUCUUUGCCAGUAUAAUACCGACGAAGAUGAAGUUCGGUUGCGUGUCGGUGGAGUUCCUCGACGACCCAGUUACCUGCAGACUUCUUUGAAUCAAAGAAGAUUUUCACAGACUGAUGAUGACUUUUACUAAGUAAAGGGCGUUUAUCGAAGUGAAUAUCCGCAUAUCUUAAAUUUAACUACAUAUAUGUUCCAUAUAUUAACUAAAUGUGAUAUCUACAUGUUAGUCAUUAAUAUAUCUAAUGUAAAAUAAAAUAAGAUGUUAUAUUAUAUGAGGAUGUUGAUUCUGUAUGUAAAGCGUUUUAGAUUUACUUUAUAUAAAUAUUUUAUAUAUUUCUAUAUGUACAAAAAUUGUUCUUAACAAACAAGAAAUCUGAAAAUUACAACGAUAUAUAUCAGUACCAUUUGGUCAGACGGUGCUUACUGCAUUUUUAGUCAUUUUGUGUUUAGUGCACACAAAUAAUCAAAACAACAUUCUUUAUCGUUUAGGCAGACGCUGCUAAAUGCACAACGGAUAUAAUUUGAUUGGCAGCAUUGGUUAUUCAAUGAUAAGUGCACAUUUUUUUGUUUAUGCGUGAUCAGAUUAUCAUAAGUAUUGUUAUCACACAAUGAUCAAAAUACAUUUUUCAUUUUUUAUGGUCAAAUAGUGAUAAGUGGUACAAGUCACUUGUGCAUAAGUCACAAAUUAGUAUUUUUGUGGAAUCAAGUUGUAUUAAUUCAUUGUUAAAUGCAUUCAAUAACAUGAAACAAAUAUUUUGUAGUAGAGACCUCAGCCUAAAUCUUAGAAAACGAGUAAUAAAUUAUUGUUAUGCAUUUUCUAUUCUUGUGUAUGUUAUGGAGACAUGGACUCUUAUUAAACAAUGUAAUAAUAGAUUGGAACCAUUUGAAAUGUGGACAUAUCGAAGAUUGCUGAGAAUCUCCUGGGCAGACAGAAUAACCAAUGAAAAGUACUAAGAAAAAUAGAGCACAACAGGGAGAUACUGGAUUCCACCAAAAUAAAAAAAAAACACAGUAUCUGGAUCAUAUGACACGUGGUGACAGUUAUGAAUUCUUUAAAUUAAUAAUGCAGGAAAAUAUUCAAGGAAGGCGCAGCAUAGGUAGAAGAAAAAUAUCUUGGUGUGUAUGCAGCCCAACUGAACUCUUUUGAGCUGUAGUGUCAAAAGUUAGAAUAGCAGUGAUGAUUGCCAACCUUCAUCGCAGAUGAAGACAUAGUGAAGACAUAAAUAUGACAUACAGAAGAAGAGGAAGAAGAAAUUCCACAAAAAAGUCAAAUAAUUCCAGAAUAGGAAGAUAAUAAGUAAUAUUCUUUAACAAUAAUCAUUUGGUCAAAACAUGAUAAUUUGCAAUUUUUUCAAACUCCUUUUUUAUUUUCAAACUCUUGUUCCACUUUUUCGAGUCCGUAAAAUAAAUUGUAACGUAACGGAUAGAUUCACAUAUCUAUUUAUUCUGAAAAUUGCUAAUUCCUAGGUAAAACCUUAAACACAAACUCCCAUAAACGGUUUUUUGUCUUUCCUAUAAAGUAGUAAAAAUGGACAUAACAUCAUUUGAUCAAAUGGUACAGAUAUAUAAGUAUAUAUCUUUUUAAAAAAUUGAAUUUUUAAAUAUAAAAUACACUGCUCCAAAAAAUUAUUACUCUGAGUGAGUUAAAUCAAAUCUUAAGUACUAAUUUUGGGUUGACAAAAACGAAUAUGAUAACAAAAUUGUUUUAUUAUUACCUUUAAUUUUUAUGAUAUACAAUAGGUAUGAGAUGUUAUCUUUCAACAUUGGGAGAUAAAACAAAUAUUUUUUAUACAGUGCGCUGGAAUAAGUAUUACCCGCCCCCCUUAUUAACUUAUUUAUUUUUAGCACAUAAGCAAAACGCUCGGGUAGGUCGAUUUUUAAAAUAAUCUUAUUAUAUUAUAGCAUCAAUGUUUCGAACUUUACGCCAUCCCUCUUUAGGUGACAGGCAAAACUUUGAUUUUUACAUCAUGUGACAUCUCAUUUAAAAGCUUUUGAAAUACUGAUUACAAAAAUAUGUAAUACUUUAAUCUUACUUGAGAACGUAGGCGCAAAAUUUCGAUAGAAAUAUUUUUAAAUGCAUUCAUUUUUAUCGAAUCCUGAGAAAACUAAUAAGUAUUUUUGAAAAAUUUAAACGCAGAAUGAAAUAUUACAGUAUUAGCGAGGGUCGAAAGUCCCUGAGAACUUCUAUAAUGUUUAUUUUAAUAAGUCACAGGGGUAAAAAAAGAGAAAAUUUAGUCUGAUUUUUAAUUUCAAAUAUAUUAUUCAAAAGAAACUUUUUGUUUAGUCUAAGGGACUUUAAGCCCUUCGUAAUAAUGUAGUCUUUCAUUCUGCGUUUAAAUUUUUCAAAAAUACUUAUUGGUUUUCUCAGAAUUCGGAAAAAAAAACAAUGCCUUUAAAAAUAAUUCGACCGAAAUUUUGCGCCUACGCUCUCAAAUGGGAGUAAAGUAUUAUACACUUUUGUAAUCAGCAUUUCAAAAGCUUUUAAAUGAGGUGUCACGUGAUGUACUUUCCCAUUUAAAAAAUUCAAAGUUAUGCCUGUCAUCUGAAGAGGGAUCGCGUAAAGUUCGAAACAUUGAUGCUAUAAUAUACUAUGAUUAUUUUAAAAAUCGACCUGUCCGAGCGUUUUGCUUAUGUGCUAAAAAUAAAUAAGUUAAUAAGGGGGGUAACACUUAUUCCAGCACACUGGAAGUUCAUUUAAUAUUUUAAGUUCUGCUAGUUCUGCUUUUGUGAUGUAACCCUUUUUAGGGAAUUUUAAGAAAUAUACCUCUUAUAAAGGAUUUUACUUAUUUUUUUUAUAGGCUUUCACCCAACGUGGCCGAAACUAGAAUCGGAAGUCAAUAUUUGAACUCUUCGUGUAACUUUGCGCCGAUUGAUAUACGAUUUCUCUAAUUUUAAUUAAUUUUGUCAAACUUCCGAUCAUAACUUUUUAACUGGAAGUAAUAUAAAAAUCUGAAAUAUAUUUGUUCUCAUCUUGCUAAGGGUCGUCGAAUAAUAUAUCGCUUGUACCAUUUCGGCGACUUUAAAACGGUACUUCCGUGCAAAAAGUUUUGUUCAACUCUUAAGAAAUCAACACCAGUGUUUGCACUACUUGUUGCAUACAUACUUAUUUCCGUUUGCUUCUAGAAAAUGGCAAUUAUGUUUUUUGGAGCAGUGUAUAUUUUAAGAAAAUAGUGGCGAACACUUAUUUUGCAUUAGAAGCAUAAGAGUAUUUGAAAAUGUAUAGUUAGGAAUGCUUAACAUUUCAUUGAACUCAGGUAAAAUGACUGAAAAAGUAGUAUAAGUUACUUUUUUAUGUUUGAUCAAAUUUAUAUGUUUACUUUUACUUUAAGUCAUUAAUAUUAUUGUUUAAGUAAUAUUUCUGUAAUAUAUUUUGUUAACGUUUAUUUUGUUUAAAAUAGAGGUGAGUCUUAAGAGUGAAUAUCUGUUUUUUGACAAAUAUUGCUCACGAUUUGAUGUUGCUCAUAUUGCGACAAACAUUUUUUAUGCAUGGCAUUUUAUAACGUUCUAUAGGGCUAUUGAUCGCUUUUCUUAUUUUUCGUACUAUUGACAUGUGACGUAUAAUAUAUCUACGUCAUACGUCAUUAUCAUGGCGAGGACGGAAUAGUGGCAGGACCUCGAUUUUUGACCCUUCGCUUCGUUAUCAAACGUAUUCGCUUCGUAUCUGUUUAGUGUAUAGAUAGCGAAUAAUCGAUAACGAAGCGAAGGGUCAAAAAUCGAGGCCCUGAUGCGCUAAAAAUCGGAAGAUCUGCUCUUAUCAGGGCAAUCAAACAGUUCUUCAAUACAUGCUUAGAAAACCAAACCAUAGCUGAAUGGAAUAAUUCUAUAACGCUAUUCAUACAUAAGAAAGGAGAUGAAACAGACCUCGAAACCUAUAGGACAACUAGUCCUAAGUAUGAUACAAAUUACCAUCUAACUUAUCUAAAGGCCCUAAUCGAAAAAACUAUAUAGUGUAGAGUACAACCGAUCGCUGGUACUAGUAUUUGUUGACUAUAAAAAAGCCUGUGACACUAUCGAGAUGGUAGCCAUCUUAAGAGAUUGUAGAAUCGAGUACCUAUAUAACAUUAUUCAACAUAUAUAUGCAAAUGCCACAACAGCAAUAAACCUCCACACCCAAACUCAAAAAAUAAAGCUAAAAAGGGCAGUGAGACAAGGAGACAGCGUGUCACCAAAACUAUUCAACGCCGUAAUGCAGCAUGAAUUCCAGAUGUUAGAAUGGGAAAACAGAUAUUUGAAUGUCGAUGGCGAAAGGCUGAACCACCUGCGAUUUACAGAUGACUUAAUAAUAACCGAUGGCUUAAAGGAAGCCCACGAAACGCUGCAAGAACUACAACGAGUUUCCCAAGAAGUAGCGUUGGAAAUAAACUUCGGAAAAACCAAAGUGCUAACCAAUUUAGUACCUAGCGGACUAGAUAGACAAUAGACAUCUAGAUAGACAAUAGGAAAAUAAAUUUACAGCAAAAUUAAAAAUAUCAAAAUAUCAAAUAUCAAAAGUAAAAAAUCUGAAUAAACAUGUACCAUAUACAAUGAUUAGAAUAAUAAAAAUUUCAACCAUCCAUCAAAUCAUACAUCCAAAAUUAUCAAUUCAAAUUAAUUAAACUUAUAUCCAAAUUAAAGAUUUCUUAAAUUUAGUGCUUCACAAUAAUUUAUCAUUUAUUUUAAUUCUCAAUAAAACCAACAAAACGAAUAACUCUAAUUUAAAUAGGUGGUCGUGAUUGAUAGUCUCUGUUUACUAAAAUGACGAAACUAACCUUUUGUCUCCAAAAUUGAUGACUUCCUCUCACUCUCCUUUGAUUGUGUCUUGUCCACUUUGCUCGUACUUUUCAGUUUCUCCAAACACUCCUGCCAAUUCCUCUGCUCCAAAUCUUGACUACAUGAAUAAACCCCUUUCUCUCCAGACACAAGGAUAUCUCAACUAAUCGACUUGGUCCAGUCCUUGGUUCCACCACACACAAAUACAACUUAUACUUUUUUCAAAACUUGGCAAAUUAUCAACGUCGUCUCAGCAGAAACUGUAGUGCUCUCGCGCGGUAUUCAAUUCACAAUGCCCUCUCCUCUCAUGGCAAAACUCUAUCCAAAUCAUUAAAUCUCCCACUUCGUUCUUUUUCACCAAUCAGGACCUGUCUCUAUCCAAAGAAAUUUUACCGUCUUCUCAAAAAAACAACUUUCUACUAUCUAAUAAUCCGUAAGUUAUUCUUAGUAAACACAUAAUUGACCAUUUCAAUUUCUACGGAAAACAGGAUAAUUACUUAUUCUCAAACGACCAUUUACUAAACCUACUCUUUUGUAUAAACUUUUCAUUUGUUUCGUGGUAUGCCGUACAAUAGAAAGUUCAACGUCAAAUGUUUGCAAAUGUCUAUCUAACUAAACGGUAGAAAAACCAAUAUAUUGUUUUAUUAUUUUCGGGGAAUGUCUUUAAACCGAAUACGAGUCACUAAUUCCGAAAAACACUUUCUUACAUCUAAUGCUUAAUAUACAAUAUACAGGGUGUUGCGAUUUCUGUUGGUCGGUGAUUUGAUUUUUGUCUUACUAUUUUCUGUUUUAUUUUUGAAAAAUAUGGAAACCUUAAUAAUAUAUACGUCCUACUUCAAGGGUACGAAACAAAAUAAAAGCGAUGAAUAGCCCUAUUAUAUACGUUAUUGGCAACGUUAGCAGUUUCUUUGCAUUCCAUCUUUUAUAAAUUCAACGUUUAAACGUCAAUUAUUAAUAUAUUAUUAAUAAAUCAUUAAUAUUUCCAUAAAAAACUGCAAGUAUAUUAAAAGCAUUUCAUGGAAUUGUGUGACACAAGAUCAAAAGUUGACACAAAGAAUAAAAAUUAACUAGAUUUUUAUAGUUUUUUAUCUAAAGAUCAAAAUCUCAAAAUGCCGCACAUAUUAUAUGUAGUUAGAAAGAAACAUGUUAUUAGUUUAGGUUUCAAGGAAUUAACACUUAACCCAGCAAACAUGUUGUUACGUAAAGGUACUUUAUCAGUGAAACACAGUAACCAGAUCACUUUUAUGCCUGGUUGCAGCAACAGAUCUUAAGCUCCAGCUUAGCCCAGCUCAGCUUAUAGAUAGGGUCACCGUACCACUUACGUUGCACUAUAAUUUUCGAUUCUUACUUUAUUAUUAUCUAUUAUCUAUUAUUAUGUUAUAAUAUUGUUAUUAUAUUUUGUUAUAAUUAUAUUAUAUUAAUUCUUAUCUUAUUCUCGUCUUAAGCUUAAGAUCUAUUGGUGCAACCAGGUAUUAAUAAACUAUUGAAUUAUUUGUUUCCAGUAUACCCAAAAAGAAUGUCAAAGUUUUAUAAAUGAUACAUGUUUGUGAAAGGGUUAUGUAUUGAUAUGGUUAUAUAUGUUUGGAGCAAUUAAUAAGGCUUUUCAACGAUUGUCAUUUGUUUCGAGCUUCAAUCUGUCAUAUGUCGUAUAUUCCGUCUAUAUUAAUAUUAUACUUAGAUUAUACAACAUAUGACCGAAGCUCGAAACAAAUGACAGUCGUUGAAAAGCCCUACAUUGGAGGUGUAAAAUCUCGAUAGUGGUAAUGUAUUAGUUUCAUCUCUUUUUUUAUUACACAACCUAUUAUGUUUUCCAUGUGUUGCGUUUAUUUUGCCCGUUAUUAGCCCGCUCAUCACUGUAUAGACCUGGAUAUACAUUUGUGCCCAAAUGACAUGUUUAUUGACAUUUGUUGAAAUUGUAAGUAGAGAUCGAGUAAUUUUUAUACAGUGACGAGUGCGCUAAUGACCAACAAAAUAACGGAAAACAUAUUAAUUUGCGAGCUAAAAAGAGAUGAAACUAUUAGAGAUGUGAAAUUUAGCGAAAGAAACCUAUAAAUUUACAUUGUAUUGUUUCCCACCUUUAGACAUAUCGGACGAGUUUGACAACUAUCACUGUGACGGUAAAAGUUUUAGUUGACAUACUCCUCUAUGUUCUCUAAUACGUCUAAAGGUGGGAAACAAUCAAUAUAAUGUAAAUGUAUAGGUUUCUAUCGCUAAAUUUCCCACCUCUACAAGUUUCAUCUCUGUUUAUCUCACAAAUUAAUAUGUUUUUCAUCUUUUGCGUUAUUUUGUCAGUUACUAGCGCGCUCAUCACUGUAUAGUGAAUACGACAAUGUUUGCUGGGUUACACUGAUUAUACAUCUUAAAUACUUAUGCAUGGGAGGGUAAUAAAAAUAAAUUAGCAUAUUUUAAGGUAAGAAAUGUAAGAGAGUCUUUUUACUUAUUAUUGAAAAAAAGAAAUACGGAAAUAAAGAAAAAAGUGCCUCAAUUAGCAAGUAAAUUGUUUUAAUCAAUUAUUAUUAUAUCUGUACGAAAAGGAACAACGAAGCGAUGUGAUUAUGGGGUAGGUAUGUAUGUAAGAGUAAUACACGCUAUUAAUUAUUUAAAGACAAAAUUUUCUUCAAAUUUUUUCAAAAAAAGAACUACCUAUUCAAACGUUUUAUUUUAUAAAUGAAAUUCUUUAUAAACAAGCUCGUGCUAUGCCUACAAAAUUUUAUUUGUAUUAAAUACUAUUCAAUACAUGCAUUUGUUAUUUUUAGCCUUAAAAUAUUAUGAUCUAUUUUAUUGAUUAUACACUAUAAUGCAUUGGAGAAGUCACGUGGUCGAUAAACUCAACGUAAUUGGAUAAACCCCGGUGAUUACAAAGAGAUGACUACCCUAAAUACAAACGCUUUUCUCUGUCACACUGACUGGUGGAACAGUUUUAGAUUGUAAUGCCCAGUCUAGGUAUUACACCGGGUGGACCAAAAGUCAGUUAACGCUAUCAAAAAAAGUCACUCGCAAGUUUGCGGCGUCUCCAAGAAAAUAUAUAAUGCUCUGUAAAGGGCUUUGCAAAUAAUCCACAGUUACAAGGUAUUCGAUAUUUUCAGCAAGACGGUGCACCGCCUCAUUACGGAUUGCAAGUUCGUGAGUUUCUAAAUGACCAGUUUAGUGAUUGGAUAGGGAGAAGAGACACAAUUGAAUGGCCCGCGCGUUGGCCAGAUUUGACGCCCUGUGAUUUUGCCUUGUGGGGAGUACUUAAAGAUAAAGUUUUUGCCAAUUUGAAGUUCUCCGUGCCAACUUGGAAGUCUGUAGAAAGACUUGUUUCACUGUGUAUAAGCGUUGCCAAAAAUGUAUUGAUGAAGGUGGUUUACAUUUUGAACAUAAAAUGUAAAGCAUGCACUUCUUUGUACUUACUUAUUUACAAUAAACAAUAAACGUUUUUUUUUAAUAUACAAAACGGUUAACUGACUUUUGGUCCACCCGGUAUAUAUGUGUAUGAGUAAACCCGUAAUGAUGCCUAACCUCUAUUGUUGACUAAAACUGUACAUACGAAAAACAUGGCGGCUGCGCAAUUACUUUAUAAACACAAUCCAGUGCUAUAUACCUACAAUAUUUUAUUUGUAUUAAAUACUAUUCAGUACAUGCAUUUGUCAUUUUUAGCCUUAAAAUAUUAAAAUGAUCUCUUUGAAUGAUGAAUAGAGGCUUGGACACUUUACAAAGGUUCUUGAAGAAAACUCAAGAUAUUCGAGAUGUGGUAACAGACGCAUUGUAAGAAUUUCGUGGGUGGAUCGUGUCACAAAUGUUCAUGUCCUACGUAGAAUGGGCAAGGAAUACGAGAUUAUUAACACCACCUAAGGGCGCAAACUAGAAUAUCUUAACCAUGUUAUGAGGAAUGAAAAGUGAUAUUUCUUGCUGCAACUCAUUCUUCAGGGCAAGGUAUUUGGGAAGAGAGGACCAUAGGGAAGAAGAAUAUCUUGGCUUCAAAACCUGAAAAAGUGGGUCAAUACAUCGAGUAAGGGACUAUUGGCAAUAGUCCAAAAAGUGUCGAAUAACAGCCAGCAAAUUUAAGAUAGCCAUGCUGAUCGCCAACAUACGGAACGGAUACACACCGUAAGAAGAAUAAUAUAUUUCGGCAUGUAAUGGAAAACGGAUUUGACAUCAUUAAUUAGAACAAAAAGAUAUAAAUAUAAUUUGAAUAUUAAACAAGUAUUGGCGGGUAAAAACAUGGCUGCUGCGCAUGAAAAGGUAGGAAUUGGCCUUCAUUGAUUAUUUGAAAUUAUUACUUUCUCAUGCAUAAAUAUAGAUUUUAUAGCAACAUCACCUAAAAAUAGUUUUAGAAACUCUAAAAGUGAAAAUCUAUCAAAAAUACCAUUUAUAUUAUCUCAUAAUAUGCAAAUAUCCAAAUUUUACAUUUUUUUGGGUUUCAUGUUACCGUUGUAUAGUAACCCAAAAGGCUCUGUUGGCAGUUUAGAUAACCACAAUAGUGUUAACUAAUAUUAAUUUACGAUAAACAAAACAGAAUUAUGUUUAAGAUUUCUUGUUUACAUUAUAGAAUGAAACCAAAUGUCCAAAAUACAUUUAUAUGUAUUUGUUAGUAUUAAGUGCUUUACGCCACCCAGAAUGGGACCAACAAAAGGGUUACUUUGUUUAUUUGAACCACAAGUUAGUUAUGCUUGGUACAGUGUAAAUACCGUUGCAAGUCAUUAUCUACGUCAGAGAUCUGAGUUGACGUUGUUGCCAAAUUCCAAAAAAAUUCAUAAAAUCAUUUUAAAUCAAAUAUAUCACAUAAUUAUUGCAGAAGUGAAACAAUAAUAAACUAUAAAAAACCAUAAACUGUAAAACAAUAUACUUAUAUAAUAUUCAAUAUUGUAAAUAAUUAAACAAAACUGAAGUGUCAAUACCGCAAUUGUCAAAUAAGUGUUACCAAUUUAUCCCAAAAUGUCACCUUCGUUUGAUCGCAGUUAAAAUUUAAUCCGGGCAGGUGUGCUUCAUAAAAACGCUUUAUAAUGCACUUAUACAAAUUAAAUGAAACAAGUCAUGGUAUUUUUCUUUAAGUUUACAUUAAUAGAAAGGACAUCGCACACAUCUUAUGGAAAAUAUAAUGUCACUCAAAUUCAAUAAAAUUUAUACGAAUAGAUUCGUUUUAAAUUAACGGUCAAAUCUUAUCAUUGCGCCAACUCUUAAUUAUGAUUAAUUACGGCGCAAAUUGCAAUUAAAGUUUAUCGAAAUCAAAUUUUUUAGUCAGUAAAAGUGUCAGUUACAAUUACUAUUGCUCUGUGUGCUAUUCAAAAGAGCUUAAACCCCGCUGGGCCUAAGCGGAUUAGUAAAACUAAUCCGCUGAUUUAUGGAGUACCGACAAUUUGGGUAUUAUAAAAUAUUUUUUCUCUCUCUAACUUAUGUACGUAUCCAUUUGAUUUCAGAUUUAUUUAUAACAAUUUCUGCUCAGUUUAUUGAAAACAUGGAGUUGGCGCAAUGAUAAGAUUUGACCGUAAAUUUAAAACGAAUCUAUUCGUAUAAAUUUUAUUGAAUUUGAGUGACAUUAUAUUUUCCAUAAGAUGUGUGCGAUGUCCUUUUCAAAUAAUAUUUCUAUGGGUAUAUAAUAAAAUUGUCUAACGGCUGUAAUUCCAGUGUACUUGGCAAAACGGUUCUAAAUAGCAACAGACCUAGGACUUAAAUAUUUUUGUGUUGGUAUCAUGUGACGCAACUUGCAAUGACGAAGAUGACAUGCAGCGAUAUUUAUACCAUAGACAUAAUAAGAAUAGAUAAGGUAAUGUAUGGGCCACUCUGUGCAUCGGGGUGUAACGCCAAUAUCAAGGACUUCAUUGGUCAAUAUUCACUUUGAGUGGUCUAGCCAUCUUUGUCUGCAACAUGCACGGGAUCGCGCGGUAAAGAGAGGUAGAUAGAGCAUCUACCAUCUGUUCGCGUUACACUAUUUUGCCUACCAUGCCUAGUCUAUUCUUAUUAUGUCUAUGAUUUAUACUGUACGAACCACAGUUCAGUUGGGAAAGCAUUUGACCUUGGAUGUUUUAUUAUUUUAACCUUUAGCAGGAUCAAUAAUAGUGUGAAUUAUAAAUCGCUACUGAAUUCCUUCGUUGCGUUAGCCUCCAUCUUGAUUUUAAAGGAGAAACCUUGUUGCUCAAUAUCUCCACCGUUUUCAAUUGUUCGAUAAAAAUUGUAGGAACUGGUAUGUUGGUACAUGGUACUGGUAGGAAUAAAUAUUGUGGUUACCAUUUUGUCGAAGAGUUUGAAAUGGCUGAGAUAUUGAACAAAAAGAAUUCCUAUAUAACCAUUUCCGGCAAGAUCUUACGCUCGAGCCUUUAUCGCGUACGUACGACCUCAAAUAUUGAUUCUACGCUAUGUGCUCGUAGGUAGAGGGGAUAAUUAAAAAUUCGCGAGCGCCAGUAGUAACAAGUCUGUAAGCUUUUACUGGAAAUUUGACAUAAAUGUCAAAGUGAUUAAUUUAAAACAUUGAAAUUAAAAACAUUAAUAGGAAAUAAUAUUAGUUGGUCAAAGCUGUGGUGUAUAUUUUUACCUUAAAUAUACUUACGUUUUAAAUACUGAAUUUAAGUUUUUUUAAUAUUUCGUAAUAUGUCAUUAUAAACUAAUCUAAGCGCCAUCUACACGAUAAUUGUGAAAGUAUCCGAAGUAAGAAAUUAAUAUUUCAUUAAUAGAACGUUAAAAUGAGUAGCAAAAUCUUUAAAAAAUCGAUUACAAUUUAAUUACUUUUUUGCGUUGUAAAUAUUAAGCGAUAACAAUUAAAUAAUAAAUUUAAAAAUUACCGGUGAAAGUUGCAUUAGUAAUCCGCUAGGAGCGACACCAGCGAAGCUCGGAGCGUAUAGCAAAAAAAUGAAAGAGACCAAAAUUGUAUAAAACAUAAUUCUCUCCAUUUUUGUUGAUGUACAAUUAUGUCGUAAGGUUAAUAAUAAACGAGAUACAAUUUACAAUUCAAUAAUCAUGCUUCCCCCUACCGCCAUUUUCCCCCUUAACUCAGAAAAUAUUGAUCGCAUAUAAAAAUUUUAAAAAAAUGUACGAAAUCGUAUUUACAAAAAUUUGCAGUACCUAUAAAUGAUGGAGAUAUUGAGCAAAAACUGCUCUUUAAAACGGUCCUUUAAAAUCAAGAUGGCGAUUGACACAACGACGGAAUUCAGUCGCGAUUUUAAGUUUACACUACUAUUGACCUCCUGUAAAGGUCACCAUAAUAAAAUUUCGGGCAGCUCGCCAUGCAAGGUUAGGCAUUUUUUCGUCUAACCCGACUGGACUAAUAAUUAUUACAUAAAUGUUUCUAUGCUCAACUGAAUUAUUUGUUUUUUAAAACUCUUAACUCUAGCUUUUAUCAAUUUUUAUUCUAAUGAAAAAUGCUAGUGUCUUUUUUAAGCUGAGUGUCCAUUAGAGACAAAAUAGUCUCGAGGCUGCACUCAAAAAUGUUUAUGGGUUUGAGAGAACUCUCCGAAACAAGCUGUAACCGGUUGCCGAGACUUUGCUUGUCACAAGUGGACAUGCUUAUUUAUGAUCUCGAGAUCUAGUCUCCAGUCUUCGGUCUAUGCCAGAAGAGCUGAGACGAGUCUCAGUUGGUGUUUAGUGAAAAAGUAAAUUGAUUUUGAGAAAGCUUUUGACAAAGUAAGACAUGAAAAAUUAGUCCAAAUUCUAAAGACAAAAAACAUAGACAAAAGGGACUUACGAAUAAUAACAAACCUUUACUGGAAUCAAAGAGCACAAAUUGUAAUAGAUAACGAACCCAGUCCAGAAAUUGAAAUAAGGAGAGGAGUUAGGCGGAUGUAUUAUGUCUCCAUUACUCUUUAAUGCAUAUAGUGAAGCCAUUUUUGAAGAAUUAUUACUAUCUUAAAGUGAAGGAAUAAUAAUUAACGGAAGAUCCAUUAACAACAUAAAAUAUGCAGAUGACACCGUGAUUAUGGCAAGUUCUGCUGAACAACUCCAACUACUACUAAACAAAACAAACAGUUUCUGUGAAGAAUAUGGACUAAAAAUGAAUAUAAAAAAGACCAAAUACAUGAUAAUAACUAAGAAAACAAACAUACAAACAAGCAUACAUUUGGGAAAUGUACCGAUAGAAAGGGUUGACUUUGACAGUUUAUUAAAUGAAGAAUUUGACAGACAGCCUGUGGAGACAACAGAGACAGUAGCAGCAGUGGUCACCAAAACCUGAGUUGAUGACAAAAAUGCCAAAACAAAGAAAUUAAAGUCAGAAUUGAAACUGCAAGGCAAGUAUUUAUAAAAAUGAAAGCACUGCUUACAAACAAAGAUCUUCAGUUGCCUCUCAGAUUGAGGGCUCUAAGAUGCUACAUAUUUUCUAAUGGAAGCUUGGACAUUGAAGACACAACACAUAAGAAGAAUAGAAGCGUUCGAAAUGGUACACGACAAUUAGACCGAAAUCAUUAGACCGAAAGCAAUAGACCGAACUCAUUAGACCGAAAAGCACUUUACCGAAACCUCACUAGACCGAACAGCAUUAGACCGAAAUAGUAAAUAAAUUUAAAAAGUUUGCAGUAAAUUAGGCUAAGAUUUUGUAUAUCUGUCUUUUUGUUUAUUGUAUUUUUUUGUAUUAUUUUAUAUAUAGACUGUGUAAAUUGUUACUCUGUACAGUCUGAUAUGAAAUAAUUUUCAUCCGUUAAACAAAUUAGUGAAGGUAAAAAUAAAUUAAGGGUAGAGUGCCGUUAACACCAUUUUAACUGUUUAUAAUAACUAUCCAAAUAACAUUUAGUUGUAAUUACAUUAGUAUUAUCUCUUUUACUGCGACAAGUAAAAAGAACUGCUUUUCGGUGUUCUGCUGUUCGGUCUAGUGAGUUUUCGGUAAAGUGCUUUUCGGUCUAAUGAUUUCGGUCUCUUUACAGUAAACCGUUCGAAAUGUGGUGUUACAGAAGAAUAUUGAAAAUUCAGUGGGUUCAAAGGAUUACCAAUAUUGAAGUGCUACGACGUUUAAAUAAGGAGUUAGAAAUUAUGAAGAGUAUAAAAAAUAGAAAACUGGAAUAUUUGGGUCACAUUACCAGAGGAGAAAAAUAUGAGUUGCUGAGAGUUAUUAUGCAAGGAAGGAUCCAAGGAAGAAGAAGCAUAGGAAGAAGACGCAUCUCCUGGCUGAGGAACCUUAGAGAAUGGUUUAACUGUAGUUCAUUACAACUAUUCAGGGCAGCAGCCAACAAAGUGGCCAUAUCCAUUAUGAUAUCCAACCUCCGAUAGGAGAGGGAACUUUAAGAAGAAUAACUAAUCUAAAAACAAUCCAAACUGCACAGCAGACAUUCGAAAAAAAUGUUUUAAUUGCUUUGCAUCCUCAAACCGCAACUCAUUUAUGAGAGCUUAACCGGCUCCCAAGUCAAUUCGAUGAUCCACCUAUUUUCUCAUCCAACACUUCUUUUUUUCACCUUUUUUUUUUCUUUUUUUGCACUAUUCUAUACGAGUGUACAGAUUAAGACAGAGGUGAAUCCAUUUUAAUUCUUUAAAAUGGAUUUAAAUAAUGGAUAUAAAAUAUGUACCUAUAGGCAGAGCUGGGCCGGGUACUGAUAAACUGUACUCGGUUACAGAGUACCGGGUACUUUUCAUAUUUGAGGAACGAGUACAGAAUACCGAUUACAUUGCUCAAAAAAAGUACUCAGAGUACAAUACUCAAAGUACAAUUACCCGAAUUUCUCGGGUACUUAUUUCGAGUACAUUUGAAUAUAGAACCCGAAAAAAGGUAAGAGGGUAAUAAUUUUCUCUGUCUCUCUAAACAUAUUUAUUUAUGAGUCAUGAAAACAUAAAAUAACGUACAACUCCAACUUAAAUAAAAAAAAUAAGAAUUUAAAAAUUGAUCAUUGAUUAAUACAGUAAAACGUGUCAGUAACGGCCACUAAAAAUUAAGGAACUAUUGGCCGAUAUAGAAAAGUGACCGGUAUUUCCAGUUUUUGUAGUUCACAAAUAUAUAAAAGAUAAUUGGAACUUUGUGUAUUUUGUUAAUAAAAGCAAAUAUAUUUCUAUAGGUACAUAAACGGAAACUACUUAAACUACUUUAAUAUCCUAAUAUAAAACAAAACUGUACUACGGAAAAAACAGAAUGAUGUUAAGCUUUUUUAAAGAAUUUCUCAACCCACUUUUAUUUUUUAUAUCCUUUGAUAUUUUGAGUUUUUACACCAUAUUUUUCGGUCAACUUUUGUGAAUUGUAUUCAUACUUAUAAAUAGUGACAAACGUUUCUCUUUUACAACACUUUGACAUUUUAUUAUAGGAUUUUAAGAACCUAUUGUGACCACCGACCCGAUGCGGGGUAUUUAAUCUGCUGUUUAGGUAGAUACAAUAGGUCCUAAUACUUAAGUAGUACUGGGAAUUUCCAUCAACAAAUAGACAAAAUUAUUUUGGUCAACAUUCACAUUCAAUUUCUAUAAAAUGAGCUUUAAAAAUAUGUGAUUAUUUGGUCGCGUCCAUAUUAUAUAUAAAGGUGGCCGUAAAUAGCAGGUCAUAAAUAAGGGAAUAUACAUAUUAUGUAUAAUUAGUUUGGGGAAUUUUGAAACUGGCCGUAAGGACAAGUGGUCGAUUAUAGCAGGUUGUCGGUAACACAGGUUUUACUGUAAUCAGUAAAACACCACGCACACUCACUGAUUAAUUUUAUUGGCUUUUAAGAUAACUAAUUUUUCAAAGUUCUUCAGAGCAUUUCUUGAAGGGCUAUUAAUUAUUAUGGCAUAAGAGAAUAGGCGUUUGCUUGACUUUGCGAAUGGACUGAUACUGAAAACGGCGUUUUGCCUGUUGCUAUUAAUUUGUUGCCCCACAUGCAGCGACAAGUUUAGACUUGCAAAAAGUACUCGGAAAAUGUACUCGUAUAAUAAACGCGGGUACCGGGUAUUUUACCCAUACGCCACGGGUACGAGUACCGAGUACUUUAUUGAAAAUGUACUUUUCAAGUACAAAAUUCGGGUACUUGUACGCGGGUAUUGCCCAGCUCUGCCUAUAGGCUAUACGCUCAAUAAAGUCACAGUGGGUUGUGCGUUGACUCUCUAGUCGACACGGAAUUGUCUUGGUCUCGAGACUAAAAUCACCAGUAAGUCUCCCAUGACGAUCUCAAGUCCGCAAUUGAUCUCAAAUGGACAACACCUUAGGACUAAUCUUGAGAUUUUAUCUCAGGUGGACAGUUAGCUUAAGAAUUGUUCAUUUCUCACUUUGUCCAUUAGUGUUAAUUUGCCGCUUCUUCUCCAAUCUUCUUCUUCUCUUUCAUUUCCAUUACAUUUAAUCUGUUUUCCAUGUUUUUAUUUGUCACCCACGUCUCUGAGCCAUAGAGUGAGCAGCUUUCCACUAUUGUUUUAACUAUUUAUUGUUUGGUUUGACUUGUAAUAUCGUCGCUCCAUGUAAUAAUUGAGCAUUGGUAUUUGCUCUAACUAUAGCGGGUCUAACUUAGCUCUCUCAUAAGGUGUUAAUUUACAAAAUUAAAAUAUAUUUUUGUUCAAAAUUUUUUCUAGAUGUCUCUUUUAGGACUAAUAAUAAAGAAAUUACUUGGAAUGAAUUACUGACAAAAAUAAAAUAAUGUUCUUUACACAAAUAAAUAGUCUUUUAAAAUCGGGUGACAGUGGUUUUAUAGUAAUAUACAAUGGAAUCGUUUCUUUUAUGUCGUCUACCUUUCUAAUAUAUAUUACUAUAUUACAAGUGAGCAUAGCAACAUUUAUUAACAUAUUUUAUAAUUAUGGUAUUAUCCUUACCCUUUAAACACGGUUUGGCUCAAAUGUAUUAAUAUUCUUAAUGUGACCUAAAUGUACUACCUCUAAAAAAGCUGUCAGACAGACACUUUCAACUAAAUGUAAUAAAUUGUUUGUACAAUAAUAUAGAUUUUAAGCACUUGAAGAGAUAAUAUUAAAGGUAUGAAAGAAGUUACCAUUAAAGAUGUUUUAAAAUAAAA